UGAAAUUCAGGUUUUUCUUCUUCUCCCUUAGAGCUCUCCGGCGAAUUCAGUAACAUAUCGCCCCGUCGCGCAUUCUCGCUCCCGACUAACGCCGCCGUUUCUGGAGGUCAUCGCUCUCAGCAAACAUGGCGACCGUUAUGCAGAAAAUCAAGGACAUCGAAGAUGAGAUGGCAAGAACUCAGAAGAACAAAGCCACUGCUCAUCAUCUUGGCCUGUUGAAGGCAAAGCUAGCGAAGCUUCGAAGAGAAAUUCUCACACCAACCUCAAAGGGAGGUGGUGGCGCUGGAGAAGGUUUUGAUGUUACAAAAAGUGGUGAUUCAAGAGUUGGUCUUGUGGGGUUCCCUUCAGUUGGGAAAUCGACACUCUUGAACAAAUUAACUGGGACCUUUUCAGAGGUUGCUUCAUAUGAAUUUACCACUUUAACUUGCAUUCCUGGUGUAAUCACAUAUCGAGGAGCCAAAAUUCAGCUCCUAGAUCUUCCUGGUAUUAUUGAGGGUGCCAAAGAUGGAAAGGGUAGAGGAAGGCAGGUUAUCAGUACUGCCCGGACAUGUAACUGCAUCCUCAUUGUCUUGGAUGCAAUAAAACCAAUUACUCAUAAACGCCUAAUAGAGAAGGAGCUUGAGGGAUUUGGCAUAAGACUAAACAAGGAGCCACCAAAUCUCUCUUUCCGGAGGAAAGAUAAGGGUGGGAUCAAUCUUACAUCCACAGUUACUAACACAAACCUUGACCUCGACACUGUGAAGGCAAUUUGUGGAGAAUAUCGGAUACACAAUGCUGAUAUCAGUCUCCGAUAUGAUGCAACAGCAGAUGAUCUCAUAGAUGUCAUUGAGGGAAGUAGGGUAUACAUGCCUUGCAUCUAUGUUGUGAACAAAAUUGAUCAGAUUACACUUGAAGAGCUGGAGAUUUUGGACAAACUUCCACAUUAUUGCCCAAUCAGUGCUCAUUUGGAAUGGAACCUUGAUGGUCUUUUAGAAAAAGUAUGGGAGUAUCUCAAUUUAACUCGCAUAUACACAAAGCCCAAGGGGAUGAAUCCCGAUUAUGAUGAUCCUGUCAUAUUGUCAUCAAAGAAAAGGACAGUUGAGGACUUCUGUACUAGAAUCCACAAGGACAUGCUGAAGCAAUAUAAAUAUGCAUUGGUUUGGGGUUCAAGCGCAAAACACAAGCCACAGAGGGUGGGGAAGGAGCAUGAACUGGAAGAUGAGGAUGUUGUGCAAAUCAUCAAAAAGGUUUAAUCUCCGAACUUCAUCAAAUCAAGUUACUACCUGUUCCCUUAGUUGCAUAGCAAGUAGAACCGGGUGAUAGAUGGUAUGAUCUGUAAUCUUAUUUGUGCCUGACAACAGACUUUGGGUGUGCUCCGAGAUAUAACCAGACAAAUUUUGCUAUUACUGUCUGAAAACAUUGCUAGUUUGAGUGUAUUUCAGAUUUCCUUUGGACUUGCAUUUUAGAGAUCUAUAUUAUGGGAGGAGAUCCUUGCUGUCCCACUUAAAACAGCAAAUCAUGCUGAACGCAUACAAUAUUAAAUGAAACGACAAGAUUAGUUCUUCUA
Salvia splendens (bonfire salvia) is the source of this 1546-nucleotide messenger RNA. Its product is annotated as developmentally-regulated G-protein 3. The record is from RefSeq and is a predicted model, not a curated record. NCBI's taxonomy places the organism in Eukaryota, Viridiplantae, Streptophyta, Magnoliopsida, Lamiales, Lamiaceae. Gene Ontology annotation, molecular function: GTPase activity; GTP binding. The coding region runs from base 126 to 1232 and encodes 368 amino acids. The transcript is spliced from 10 exons.